AUGGCCCCUGUGUCCUUCAUUCUGCCCACUCAUAUGUUCACUGGGGCCCUCCUUGGUGCCAGGCACCCGCUACUGAGGGGUGCCAAGCCCCUGCCAGAGAAGCUUGGAGCUGGGUCACAGCAGCAAGGGGACUGGAGGCAGUGGCGUAAGUGUAGUGGUCAGUAUAAAAGCAGAUACGCACUCCGAUUCUGGCAGUGCAGCGGUGGGAACCUCUCCAGGCGCACGAACCCUGCCCACGAUUUCGGAUCGAUUUUUGGGCGUUUGACCAGAGGUGCAGGGGAUGAGGAGCGCUUCCUACCGCUAGGGGACUUUGGGGUCAGAGCGCCCCGGCCGCCUGAUGGCCGGGGCAAGGUGCGACCCAGGACCCAGGACGGCGUCGGUAACCAGACCGUGGCCCCGAUCCCCAAGACCCUAAAGUUCGUCGUCGUCAUCGUCGCGGUCCUGCCGCCGGUCCUAGCUUACUCUGCCACCACUGCCCGGCAGGAGGAAGUUUCCCAGCAGACAGGCCCACAACAACAGUGGCACAGCUUCCAAGAGGAGAAGUGUCCAGCAGGAUCUCAUAGAUCAGAACAUACUGGAGACUGUAACCCGUGCACAGAGGGUGUGGAUUACACCAACGCUUCCAAUAAUUUGUUUUCUUGCCUCCCAUGUACAGUUUGUAAAUCAGGUCAAACAAAUACAAGUUCCUGCACCAUGACCGGAGACCCAGUGUGUCAGUGUGAGGAAGGCACCUUCUGGGAUAGGAACUCCCCUGAGAUGUGCCUGGAGUACAGCAUAGGGUGCCCUAGUGCGGAAGUCCAGGUCAGUGAUUGUACGUCCUGGAGUGAUAGCCAGUGUGUUGAAGAAUUUGGCACCAUUGCCACUGUGGAAACCUCAGCUGCUGAAGAGACAACGACCGCCGGGACUCCUGCCUCUGCUAGUUACCUCUUAUGCACCAUCGUAGGGAUUGUAGUUCUAAUUGUGUUUCUGAUUGUGUAAGUUUGCACUUUGGAAGAAAUUCCUUCCUUACCUGAAGGAAGGUGGUGACUGAGGGCAGGGGCGCUGGACAUUCUCUGCCCUGCCUCCUUCUGCUCUGUUCCCACAGACAGAAAUGCUCACCCCUGCCCCAAGUCCUGGUGUCUCCAGCCUGGCUCUAUUUCCCUCCUUGUGAUCGCCCCAUCCCCACAUCCGGUGCACCCCCCUGGACCCUGGUCUCAUCAGUUCCUAUCCUGGAGCUGGGGGUCCCCACAUCUCCCAGCCAAGUCUGGGAGAUGGCAGGGCCAGUUCUUCCCAUCUUCAGGCCCAGCCAGGCGUGGGGCAGUCAGCUCCUCAACUGGGUGACAAGGGUGAGAAUGAGAAGUGGUCACGGGAUUUAUUCAGCCUUGGUCAGAGCACAACACAGAG
Mandrillus leucophaeus (drill) is the source of this 1383-nucleotide messenger RNA. It is a transcript of the gene TNFRSF10C, whose product is annotated as tumor necrosis factor receptor superfamily, member 10c, decoy without an intracellular domain. Gene Ontology annotation, biological process: TRAIL-activated apoptotic signaling pathway; positive regulation of apoptotic process. NCBI's taxonomy places the organism in Eukaryota, Metazoa, Chordata, Mammalia, Primates, Cercopithecidae. Gene Ontology annotation, molecular function: TRAIL binding. The record is from RefSeq and is a predicted model, not a curated record. Gene Ontology annotation, cellular component: plasma membrane; cell surface.